Aspergillus mulundensis is the source of this 1716-nucleotide messenger RNA. RefSeq names its product rRNA 2'-O-methyltransferase fibrillarin-like protein. Gene Ontology annotation, biological process: box C/D sno(s)RNA 3'-end processing; rRNA methylation. The transcript has 4 exons. Gene Ontology annotation, cellular component: box C/D methylation guide snoRNP complex; small-subunit processome. Lineage: Eukaryota; Fungi; Ascomycota; Eurotiomycetes; Eurotiales; Aspergillaceae. The record is from RefSeq and is a predicted model, not a curated record. Gene Ontology annotation, molecular function: rRNA methyltransferase activity; RNA binding; histone H2AQ104 methyltransferase activity. The coding region runs from base 1 to 1716 and encodes 571 amino acids.
AUGGCGCGCGGAGCAGCAAAUGGGUCUUACGUGGACCACCAGUCUUUAUCGCGGACUAUUACAGGAAUGCGUCGAUGGUCUAUCAUCAACAGAGAGCUACCAGGUAAGGCACCUACUGCGUCUUUUCCGUAUGUUGGCGGGGAUGUUGCUGACCUUGUUUGCCCGCGACUUCUAGCUCCGCCGCAGGUCAAAGCGAUUCACGUCUAUGACUUCGACAACACAUUGUUCUUAAGUCCCCUUCCGAACCCGCAGCUAUGGAAUGGUCCGAGCAUUGGAUUCCUACAAGCCUACGAAAGCUUCGCAAAUGGAGGAUGGUGGCAUGACCCCAACCUUCUGUCUGCCACCGGCGACGGUUUAGAAAAAGAAGAGCCUCGCGCCUGGAAAGGAUGGUGGAACGAGCGAAUUGUACAACUGGUGGAGUUGAGUAUGAAGCAGAAAGAUGCAAUUACAGUGCUCUUGACCGGUCGCUCAGAAGCUGGGUUCUCUGAUAUUGUCAAGCGCAUUGUCGAUAGCAGGAAGCUCGAGUUCGAUCUUAUUUGCUUGAAGCCCGAGGUUGGGCCAAAUGGCCAGCGGUUUUCGUCAACUAUGGACUUCAAGCAGAAUUUCCUCUCAGACAUUAUCCUCACCUAUGAGAAGGCUGACGAAAUCCGCGUCUAUGAGGAUCGUCCAAAACAUGUGAAGGGAUUCCGGGACUUCUUUGAGGCGCUUAACCGGAAUUUCCAGACAACAAGCGGUCCUGACUCACGGAAACCUAUCAAUGCUGAAGUUAUCCAGGUUGCUGAAGGGUCUGCGUACCUGUCCCCCGUAAUUGAAGCUGCUGAAGUGCAGCGUAUGAUCAACUCUCACAAUGUUGCAACUCGCAACCCAGCGCUGAAUAUGACAAAAUCGCCGUAUGGUCGGCUCAGCAUAAAGCGAACAACCUACUUCACUGGUUAUCUCAUCCCAAAUGCAGAUUCCGACCGCCUAAUCCGACAGAUAUUAAACCCAUUGCUGCCCCAUGGCUUGGCUGACUCAAAUGAUCUGAAGUAUAUGGCUAACAGUAUUUUGAUCACUCCAAGGCCCGCAAGCCGUUCAAUCCUAGACAAGGUUGGCGGUAUCGGCAAAAAGCUAAGCUGGGUUGUCACCGGGACUGGCAUCUUUGAAAACAGAGUCUGGGCCGCCCGGUUGCAGCCAGUUCCAGGUACAGAGAAAUACCAUACAGAAAACAGAGUCCCGUUUGUGGUCCUAGCAAUACGCAAAGGAGCUCGACCUGUGGAUGCUUCAAAGAUCCAUAAUUGGCACCCUGUCCCCAGUGAUAGGGCCAUUGGGGUUGAGAGUGUCGUGGGCGAAAAGGUCGUCCUACGCAUUGAAGAAGAUGGCCAAAGUGAUGAGCAGUUUAUGAAUAGGUCUGGCAAGAGACGCCAUCAGCAGGAGAGAGACGAUGAUAUUCUCUAUCCCAGCCAGAGCAAUCCCGAAGGACAGUCUGGUCGUCAGAACCACAACCACCGUGGUAAUAACCGCCAUGGGCAUGAUGAUGGGCAUCGACGAGGAGGCUAUCGUGGCCGCGGCCGUGGCGGCGGUGCGCGCGGUCGUGGAAAUCCCCGUGGAGGUGGCCGUGGUAGAGCCCGUGGUCGUGAAACUGGCCAUCCAGCAUACUAUAAGUCUCUUGAUGAUCAUUCUGCGAUUGAGGGGGGCGGUGGCGGUUAUGAUGAGAGGCCGGGACCUAUGAAUUAUUAG